AUGUAUGAGGAUUUUGAAAGUGACAGCGAUGAUGAUGAUGAUGACAAUGCUGCGAUGUUGGACAUGUUAAAUGAUGUCCAAGGGGCUAUAAGUAUGGAGACAGAUGAUGAGAACGAUAUUUAUGUUAACAAAUAUGAUUAUUUGUUUAAUGAAGCUCAACGAGAACUGUACCCGGGUUGUACAAAGUUCUCUGCAUUAUCUUUUAUUAUAAAAUUAAUGCAGAUCAAGAUAGAUGGUCGUUGGAGCAAUAAAAGUUUUAAAAAUCUACUGAAAUUGUUAAAUGACUCGUAUCCAAAAGGUGCAUCCAUACCAACAUCGAACUAUGAAGCCAAAAAUAUGUUGCUAGAAUUGGGCUUGGGGUAUGAAUCCAUACAUGCAUGCAAGUAUGACUGUGCACUGUUUUAUGGGAAAGAGAAUAAGAAACUGGAUGAAUGUCCAGUGUGCAAGGAGCCGAGAUACAAGUCUUGUGAUGGCAAACGCAAGAAAGUUCCACAAAAAGUCUUGCGUUAUUUUCCAUUGAAGCCGAGACUUCGGAGGUUGUAUAUGUCGAGACAUACAGCGACUGAAAUGAAAUGGCAUAAAAAAAGAAGACAAAAUGAAGAGGGUUUCCUACGACAUCCAGCUGAUUCUGCCGAGUGGAAACACUUUGAUCAAGAGUAUCCUGAUUUUGCUGCAGAUUGUCAAAAUGUGAGGUUGGGGCUUGCUACAGAUGGUUUUAAUCCAUUUGGAAACAUGAGCCCUAGUUAUAGUAUGUGGCCAGUUAUGCUAGUGCCGUACAAUCUGCCUCCUUGGAAAUGCAUGAAAGGAGUGUAUUCAAUGAUGUCAUUACUCAUACCUGGUCCUCGAGCACCUGGGAAAGACAUUGAUGUGUUUCUUCGUCCAUUAAUAGACGAAUUAAAAGAAUUGUGGGGUAUUGGAGUUGAAACUUUUGAUGCCUCUGUUGGGAGAAAUUUUAAUUUGCGGGCAUGUGUAUUGUGGACUAUAAAUGAUUUUCCUGCUUACGGAAAUUUAUCUGGGUGGAGCACAAAAGGGUACAAAGCUUGUCCUGUUUGUAACGAAGAUGUAACUUCUGAGGGGUUGAGAGGAAAAUUAUGUUUUAUGGGAGCUCGACGAAAUUUGCCUGAGGAUCAUGAGUGGAGAAGGAGUAAAUAUUUUAACGGUUUAGUUGAAAAUCGUCCUCCUCCCAGAUUAUUUUCUUGGGAUGACAUAUUGCGGCAAUUAGAUCGUGUUUAUAAAGCUAGGCCUGGAAAACAUCCUGACAAUCCUGAUUUAAAGCGACAACGUGAGCCUCAUGAGCUAAACUGGACUAGAAAGAGUAUUCUUUUUGAGUUAGAGUAUUGGUCCAAGCUCAGGUUGAGACAUAAUAUUGAUGUGAUGCAUGUUGAAAAAAAUAUAUGUGAUAGUGUCAUUGGUACUUUGUUGAAUAUAGAUGGGAAAACAAAAGACACCAACAAGGCUCGUUUGGACUUGGCAGAUAGGAAGAUAAGAAAAGAAUUGCAUCUCACACGUCAAGGGAAUAAAUUGAAGAAGCCUCAUGCUAGAUAUGUUUUGAAAUUGGAAUACCGUAGGCUGUUUUGUAAGUUCCUCAAAGUUGUCAAAUUUCCUGAUGGGUAUGCUGCCAAUAUUUGCAAAAAUGUGAACAUUGUCGAUGGGAAGAUACAUAAUUUAAAAAGUCAUGAUUGCCAUGUUUUACUUCAACGCCUCCUCCCAGUUGGUAUUCGUUCAUAUUUGGACAAGGAUGUGUGCACUGCAAUUGUUGAGCUGGCCAUUUUUUUCCAACAGAUAUGUGCAAAAACUUUAAAGGUGUCAGACUUGGAAAGAAUGGAGAAGGAGAUUGUUAUAAUAUUGUGCAAAUUAGAGAGAAUUUUUCCACCGGCUUUUUUUGAUGUAAUGGUUCACUUGGCAGUCCAUUUACCUCGUGAAGCUUUGCUUGGUGGUCCAGUUACCUAUCGGUGGAUGUAUCCUAUUGAGAGAAAUUUAGGAACAUAUAAAAAGUAUGUUACAAAUAAAGCUCGACCUGAAGGUUCUAUUGCAGAAGCAUAUAUUGUCAAUGAAGCAGUGACAUUUUGUUCUAUGUAUUUUCGUGAGAUAUCUUGA
Asparagus officinalis (garden asparagus) is the source of this 2097-nucleotide messenger RNA. RefSeq lists its product as uncharacterized. The transcript has a single exon. The record is from RefSeq and is a predicted model, not a curated record. Bases 1 to 2097 code for a protein of 698 amino acids. NCBI's taxonomy places the organism in Eukaryota, Viridiplantae, Streptophyta, Magnoliopsida, Asparagales, Asparagaceae.